AUGUUUGUGUAUUUGAGCAAAAAGAUUGCUAUGCCCAAUAAUUCCAAACUACUGUGUGUAGCAUGGAAUAAAAGUGAGGGCUAUAUUGCAUGUGGGGGAGAGAAUGGACUUCUUAGAAUCAUGCAACUGGAAUCUCCCCUAGAUGUAAAGGGUAAAAGUAGACAGAGCAGCUUGUCUAUGAACCAAGGCGUUGCAGGGCACACAGGUUUUGUGCAAAUGGCUCGAUGGAAUGACUAUUACAAGAAGUUGACAACGAGUGAUAUCAAUGGACUUAUCAUUGUGUGGGGCCUGUCUAAAGACAAAUGGAUUGAAGAGAUGGUUAACAACAGACACACAGUGAUCCAAGAUAUGAAAUGGAAUGCUGAUGGCAAAAUGAUUUGCAUUGUUUUUGAAGAUGGUGUUGUUAUUGUUGGUACUGUGGAUGGUGAGAGAAUCUGGGGCAGAAAUUUGGGUGGAAGAAACUUUUCAAAAGUAGAGUGGUCGCCUGAUAGCAAAAUGCUGCUUUUUGGUAUGAUAAAUGGAGAAGUGCAUGUUUAUGACAACAUGGGCAAUUACAUAAAUCGUGUGGUUCUCCAUUGCUUGAAUGAUGUGCCUGCUCCAUUUAAAUUAGUAUCCAUUUAUUGGUACAACGGUAGCUUUGGUUACAUUGAAGCCAAUUGUCCUAGUCUCUUAAUCUGUUACACAAAUGGACGAGUCCAGAUAAUGCGGUCAGAAAUUGAUAAUGCACCAGUUGUCUUUGAUACCCAAAUGCGAAUAGAAGACGUGGCAUGGAACCACUUGGGUUCUACCAUAGCCAUAGCAGGUUCAGUUACAAUUCAAGGCAGUGACAGAGAAACAAACUUUAUUCAUUUUUAUUCACCCCUUGGAGAGCAUUUAAGGAGCUUAAAAAUUCCUGGCAAAGAACUAAAAAGCUGUGCUUGGGAAGGAUUUGGCUUGAGGUUGGCAGUCACUGUGGAUCAUUUGGUGUAUUUUGCAAAUAUUAAACCAGAUUAUAAGUGGGGCUAUUGCAGUACUAGUGUUGUGUACAGUUUCACAAAACCUGAUCGAUCAGAAACUUCUGUGGUAUUCUGGGAAACAACUAAAGAUGAGAAAUUCAUAAAAUACAUGAAAAGUUUGACCAAUCUGAUCAGUCAUGGAGAGUAUUGUUGUUUAAUUACCAAAAAUGAAGAGACAGCUGGUCAGUAUAUACUAGUUUUGUGCAAUUCUAUUGGAACUCCAUUGGAACAGAAAGAUAUUGACAUGGAGCCAAUGUUUUUAGAGAUGACCAAGUCAUAUGUGAUUGUUGCAUCAAGGGAAGUUUUUUAUAUGUGGCAGUUCCAGAAUCCAAAGAAAAUUACUUCGGUACAUUUAUCAAGUCGAAGAUCCCGGCGCGAAAAGUUAUUUCACAUUGAUAAAGUCCCUGGCCCAUCUACACAAAAUGAAAAUAUUGAUUUCAACUUGGCUAAUGUUACAACCACUAAUCCAAUUUGUGCCAUUUGUGCAUCAGAUAAAAUCAUUUUGAUUGCCAGAGAAAAUGGAGUUAUACAUCAUUACAGUCUUCCACAUGUAAUGUUGGAACACAAAUACAACUUCAACGUUCUCCCCAGUCAAAUGGCUAUCAACUCUAAUUCCACAAUUCUAGCCAUAGUUGAUAACUUUGGAGUGCUGACAUUCUACCAGCUGGAAGGCCAGAAUUCAAGUGGAACAACAGGCAAAGAGUUUGUUGGAGAACGACUCAAGUUUGAACGCAAAGAUGUUUGGAACAUUAAAUGGGCCAGCGAUAAUCCUGAUCUAUUUGCUAUGAUGGAAAAAGAUAGAAUGUAUGUAAUUCGAGGACUUGAUCCAGAGGAACCUGUCAUUUGUAAAGGUUAUAUCUGUCAAUUCUCAGAUUUACAGAUCAAAACUGUCCUUUUAGAUGACAUAAUGCUUUAUCCUGAAAAUCCAACCAAAGGACUAGUGGUUGACAUAGAAAUCAAGGCUUUAAGAGACACACGAGGACUCUUAGAAAAAGUUGGCAUUGAAGAAGCUCAAAAAUUCAUUGAAGAUAAUCCUCAUCCCCGAUUAUGGUAUCUUCUGGCUGAAGCAGCACUGGACAAUAUGAAUUUGACUGUUGCUGAACAAGCAUUUGUUCACUGUAAAGACUAUCAUGGGAUUCAGUUUGUUAAGAGACUCAACAACCAAACAAAUGAAUCCAUACGAAAAGCUGAGAUACUUUGUUAUUUUAAGAAAUUUGAUGAAGCUGAAGAUCUUUAUGUCAGCAUGGAUCGAAGAGAUUUGGCUGUGAGUUUACGAAAGAUGCUUGGUGACUGGUUCCGUGUAGCAGCUUUAUUGAAAUCUGGCGGCGUUGGAGAUGAUGUCCAACUCGAAGAAGCAUGGAAUGCCAUCGGUGACUACUAUGCUGAUCGACAAAAGUGGCAAGAAGCUGUCAGUUACUAUGAACAAGGAAGAAAUCAAGUACGUUUGGCUGAUUGUUACUACAUUCUUGAAGAUUUUGCAGGCUUGGAAAAAAUGAUCAAUGCCUUACCUGAAAAUCAUGAGCUUUUGCCAAAAAUAUCAGCCAUGUUUGUUACAGUUGGUAUGUGUGAUCAAGCUGUGGAAGCAUUCAUUAAGUGUAAUCGUGUCCGUGAUGCCAUUGAUUGCUGCAUUCAUCUGAACCAAUGGAACAUGGCGAUUGAUUUGGCAAGACAGCAUGCAGUCAAGGACAUAGACUCCCUUUUGACCAAAUAUGCUGGACAUUUACUGGAGAAAGGACGCAGCAUGAAUGCCAUUGAACUCUACCGCAAGGCUGGACACUACCUGGAGGCAGCCAAGUUGCUUUUGAAGGAAGCCAAUCGAAUUGCAAAAAAAGCUAAACCCCUUUUGAUGAAGAAAAUGUAUGUUUUGACUGGUUUAUUGAUGGAGAAAUAUCACGAACAAAUGAAAUUCAAUGUUAAAUCUCAAAAAGGGAAGAAGGCUGAUGUGAGCUCCUCUCUUGAAGGAUUUUUGGAAGAAGACACAGCAUCAAUGUAUGAUGCCCAAUUGGUUGACAGCCCUUGGCAUCAUGCAGAAGCCUAUCAUUUUUAUCUGCUGACCCAUACCCAACUCCAGGCUGGUUAUGUGGAUGCAGCCAUGAAAACUGCUUUGGUCUUACGUGAUUAUGAAGAUGUGCUUGAUCCUGUCAACAUCUAUUCUCUCUUGGCAUUAGCAGCGUGUGCAAAUCGAGCUUUUGGGACAUGUUCAAAAGCAUUUAUCAAAUUAGAAUCCCUUGAAAGUUUGGAACCUGCUCAGAAGCAACAAUUUGAGGAUCUGGCCUUUGAAAUUUUUACCAGGCACAGUCCAAAGGAUUCAAAAUCUAAUCAAGUGGAUUGUCCAAGUUGUGCAUCAAGUAUGCCUGAUUGGGCAAGCAUUUGUGCCAGUUGUGAUGCAAAAUAUCCGCCAUGUAUUGUAAGUGGCCGCACCAUUCUUGACUAUCAUUACUGGAUGUGCAAUCACUGUAAGCACAGGGCAUAUGAAUCUGAGAUUCUGCAGCGACAGACAUGCCCUCUUUGCCAUUCCCCUUUCUGA
This is a messenger RNA of Acanthosepion pharaonis, 3522 nucleotides long. NCBI's taxonomy places the organism in Eukaryota, Metazoa, Mollusca, Cephalopoda, Sepiida, Sepiidae. The record is from the annotation of a GenBank genome assembly.